AUGAAAAAGCAAACCUACAAAAAGAAAAGCGGCAAACUUGUACUACAUCAAGAAGAUACCGACUGGGAAGGGUUUGACGAUCAAGAAGACGAUCUCCUCGAAGAGGGUUCCAGGCCUCUCUUUUCUAGGAAAAAAACAAAGAAAAACGCAAUACAUCAAGAGAAGCAUGCAGCCACAGCAAAGGCUAUGAAGAAGAGUCGCAGUGCGAGUAGUAAACAGCAUCAGAAAAAAGGUGGUGUCCGUAAAAAGGUCGAAAGGCUGUUGGAGAGUGACAGCAGCAGUGAGUCUGACGACGGGCAGGAGGAGGCAUUAGACGACCCAAUCAGCGACAAGUCCG
Messenger RNA from Amoebophrya sp. A25, 337 nucleotides. The record is from the annotation of a GenBank genome assembly. NCBI's taxonomy places the organism in Eukaryota, Dinophyceae, Syndiniales, Amoebophryaceae.